GAAUCCUGUUCAGUUGCUUUGUGACUGCGAGGAAGUUGCGGCAUUCCCCUUGAGAUUUCAAACACGGCAAAGUAGGGGUGCUAUUAUCUUGGCCGUUUCUGGAUAAGAAUUCUCACAGCUGUAGAAUUCCAUGGGGCUUAAACUUAUUCCUUUGUCGAUGAACAAACACCUAAGCAUUUAUUAAAACCUACGAGGCUAUUGGGACGGUGGGUUGAAGACAUCGGAUGACGUGCCAGACUGCCUAGUUGAUCAGUCUACGGAUGGUUGGUUGAGAAAAGGAGCAUCCCUGAGCUGAUUCCCAUGGUAGUCUAUGUGGGGAUGGCGGGUUGUCUUGUCCCUUCUGGUGGCUGCUGAGGUUGGGCUGGGAGCCCGAACUUAGUGUGGGGUGGAAGCCUACUGUAGUGGUUUCAGCCCUUCCAGUGAGAGCCGUAAAUGGAAGAAUUUCAGAUCAAGGGGGCUAUCUAUCAGCGUGGUUGUGUUUCCCGACAUGUUGGGAGGUUGUUUGGGAGGGGAUCCUUGGCAUGCGACAAACCAAUGGCGAAGUUGAUGACUUUUAACAAAAGUACGUUAAAAUUAUCGUAAGUUCCAUGCUCUAUUCAGGAGUACCUGCCAAUCGGACUGGUUGAUUUGGAAAUCAGGAAUGCAGCGACUGUGCAUAUCUUCUCUCAGUCUGAGGCACUAAUAAGUUUGGGCAGACUUGAGUAUAAUCUCUUGAUUCAUGGGCCUCUUUGUCUUGAUAUAUAAGUCAAAGAGUGAUAUGGCUAUUUGUUCCUAUACGAGCCAUGCUAACAACGGUCCUGCACAUAACACCCGUAUUUGACGAUGGUCUCUGCCUUGCCUAUGAACAUCAUCCCUGGAGAAGCAGAACUAUCGUCGGAUGCAAUUGCCUAAUGGAAGCACAUGCAAUUAGCAUGGUGUCUUUCUUCGUCAUAACCCAUCCCAUCACAUCCCAUGGAGCUGUCUCCGAUACAUAUUACUGCUGAGAAAAGAUAAGGACAAAAGGGCCUUUGAAUUGGGGGUCAAGGCAAAGGCUGGGCCGGCCCCCUUUUUUUCUGACGGGGAGGAAGAAGCCUCUCCUUCGACAUGGGCAUGGCGAAUCCACCAUCGGCGUCACGGGCUCCCGAUCUUAGCAAUGCCUACGGUUCUCUCGAUUGGCAAGACGGCAACGCCAAGGAUUGGAGAUCAAAGAGGAUGUCGGUGAAGGGCUUCUUCGGCUUAUAAAUAGUAGCAGAUAUUGAUUCAAUCUUACGCCACACGUAAAAUAGACGCUACUUACUCGAUCGGUAACCUCAGUCUCACGCUAACUGUCCCUCCCUCUCUCUGACUAUGCCUUCCUUAUAUAAACCAACAAACCCUCUCCCUCGCUCUCCCUCCCUCCCUUCUUCUUCUUCCCUUGAUUUCACUUCCUUCAGUCCCUCUCGACUUCAGUCCCUCCUGACGCCAGAUUCCUCAGACGCUACUCCUCUCUCUCUCUCGCUCCCACCCGACUUCGUCAAUCAAUGGCGCUGCCGGGCCAGCAGACUGUUAGUUACCCGAGCUUCAAGCUCGUCAUUGUCGGUGAUGGCGGCACUGGUAAAACCACUUUCGUGAAGAGGCAUCUUACUGGCGAGUUUGAGAAGAUAUACGAGCCUACCAUUGGUGUUGAGGUUCACCCACUGGACUUCAACACAACCUACGGCAUGAUCAGGUUUUACUGCUGGGACACUGCUGGACAGGAGAAGUUUGGGGGUCUCAGAGAUGGUUACUACAUCCAUGGGCAAUGUGCGAUCAUCAUGUUUGAUGUUACUGCUAGGUUGAGCUACAAAAAUGUCCCUACAUGGCAUCGCGAUCUCUGCAGGGUGUGUGAGAACAUACCAAUCGUCCUGUGCGGGAACAAGGUUGAUGUGAAGAACAGGCAGGUUAAGGCCAAGCAGGUGACAUUCCACAGGAAGAAGAAUCUGCAGUACUAUGAAAUCUCUGCCAAGAGCAACUACAACUUCGAGAAGCCUUUCCUGUAUCUUGCUCGGAAACUCACAGGGCAACCUAACCUUCAGUUUGCGGAGAUGCCUGUUCUUGCUCCUCCUGAAGUACACAUUGACUUGGAUGCUCAGAAACAGCACGAGAAAGAGCUUGCUGCUGCUGCGAGUCAGCCUCUCCCUGAUGACGACGACGAGUUGUCCGGGUAGAGUUGGGCUCAAUGGGAAGGGGUUACCUUAGUCUCUUGCAUCAAAUUUUACAUAACCCCACUUCGCCGUGAUAGAUUUACCAUUUUUGGAAUGGUAUGAUGACAGGUGGAUUGUUAGUUAGUUAGCUAGACUUUUCUUCUUCCUCCUUUUUUUACUGUUACAUCGUCUUAGGUUUUUCUGUUAGUUCAGGCAACUUGAGUUUGGUGUCGUCGAGCUCUUUUGAACCCCAUGGUUGUUUCGGUGAUACUUGAAACUGGAAUCUUGCAAGUGAUAUUCUACCUACCUUAUUCUGACUGA
Messenger RNA from Punica granatum (pomegranate), 2462 nucleotides. The record is from RefSeq and is a predicted model, not a curated record. NCBI's taxonomy places the organism in Eukaryota, Viridiplantae, Streptophyta, Magnoliopsida, Myrtales, Lythraceae.